ACACAUAUUCGAAGAAUAUACCUAACCUAACCUAACCUAUUUAUGUUUCCCACGUGUUUACUAGUGUGAACAAAAAUGUAAGAUUUGUAUUGCUUCUAAUAGAAAUCAAUAUUUGUUAAGGAAGGAAAAGCGAAAUUGAAAACUGCACAUUGAUAAGAAAAUUAUAACCUCGGAACUGACGUAGCACUCUAUAGUGAUUUUAAAAAUGUCGCGAAUAACCGAUGCAAAAGAAGUAAUUCUAACGAGUGACUCCACCGGGGAAAGCUGGGUUGCUGCAGUGUGGGAUCCUCGAAAUGGUUCUGUGCUGUCCACUUUCAGAAAUACGUCAGCGCUCGGUCCCCGCACUCUUCAACUUGUCGGCGACAGCUAUGUGUUAGGCGCCAAUGUCACAAAACAUCGUCUGCACGUUUGGCCGUUGAAUAACCCAUCACCCUUGGCCAACGUUCGACUGACCACACCAGGCAAAGUCAACGCUCUUACUUGCACACCAAAUGGUUCUUAUAUAAUCACUGCAGUGGGUGAGAAACUGUUCGUCUGGCAGAUUUGCAACGGUAAAUUGCUUAACACUCUGAAUAGGCACUAUCAAACCGUUACUUGUUUGAGCACCACGAAGGACGGUUCGUUAUUCGCAAGCGCCGGUGAGGACGGACUGCUGUUCGUAUGGUCACUUUACAGCGUGCUAAAUAACAAGUCUUGUUCUCCCCUGCAUUCUUUCUCGAACCACAGUCUGCCUAUCAGAGAUCUGUGCUUUGGUCAUGGCGAUGCUCGCGCGAGAUUAUACACAGUCUCGCUGGAUCGCACAGCAAACAUCUACGAGCUCGGCAGCGGAGCUCUUCUGGUCACGCUGGUUUGCGACGUACCGCUUACAGCAGUCGCUGUGAAUGUCUGUGAGAGCCAGCUCUUCGUGGGCUGCACGACUGGUGAUAUAUUUUAUCACAAUCUGCACGAACCACCGCGCGGAAUCGAGCAGCAUAUAAAAGUAAGCGAUGAGGAGCAGAAGAAUGUGCUCAGAGCUCACAAGUCAAAUGUGACCGCUUUAUCGGUAUCCGUGGAUUGUCGCACCCUGGUGUCCGGAUCUACCGAUGCAGCGGUUCAUGUCUGGGACAUUGUCAGCCGACAGGUGCUCAGGACGAUGGAACACAAAGGACCAGUUACCGCGGCAUUCUUCGCAAGAGGAUAUGAAAAUUUGUAUACCUCUAUUUUCAAAUCUGGCUUAGAGAUAGGUAAUCUAGAAAAUGUAACGAACAACGUUGAAGAGAACGUCAAAGAGAACGUCAUCGGGAUUAUUUCCAGAGGACGAAACUCAGCGGAGAUCCUGGAUUUCGAAUCCUAUAUAGAAGAUAGCACCAAUUCUCAAGAAUCAGAGAAAAUUUGGAAAAAGUUGAAUAAUAUGAAAGAAGAGAUUACGAGGUUGAAAAAAGUCAAUACUACUAUGUAUGAAUACAGUGUUAGGCAUAUCUUGAAUAAAUAUAAAUAAAUAAAAA
Molecule: messenger RNA, 1484 nt
Organism: Linepithema humile (Argentine ant)
Lineage: Eukaryota; Metazoa; Arthropoda; Insecta; Hymenoptera; Formicidae
Source: RefSeq, a predicted model, not a curated record